CGAGAACUUGAUGCAACGGCAACAGUGUUGGCUAACCGACAAGAUGAAAGUGAACAAUCAAGAAAGAAACUUAUUGAACAAAGCCGUGAGUUCAAGAAAAACACUCCAGAAGACUUACGCAAACAGGUAGCUCCACUAUUGAAGAGUUUCCAGGGAGAGAUUGAUGCAUUAGGCAAAAGAAGCAAAGAAGCAGAAGCCGCGUUCCUAAAUGUCUACAAGAGAUUAAUUGAUGUUCCAGAUCCUGUUUCAGCUCUAGAUCUGGGGCAGCAGCUCCAGUUGAAAGUCCAGCGCAUGCACGAUAUUGAAACUGAGAACCAGAAACUUAGGGAAACCCUUGAGGAAUACAACAAAGAAUUUACGGAAGUGAAAAAUCAAGAGGUGACAAUAAAAGCACUUAAAGAGAAAAUUCGGGAAUAUGAGCAGACCCUGAAGAAUCAAGCCGAGAACAUUGCUCUUGAAAAAGAACAAAAGUUGCAAAAUGACUUUGCUGAGAAAGAAAGAAUGUUACAAGAGACGCAAAUGUCAACGGCCUCAAAGCUGGAGGAAACCGAACACAAACUUCAGACGUUACAAACAGCCUUGGAAAAAAAACAGACAGAAUUAUUUGACCUGAAGACAAAAUACGAUGAGGAAAUGACAGCAAAGUCAGAUGAAAUUGAGAUGAUCAUGACAGACCUUGAAAGAGCAAAUCAAAGGGCAGAGGUAGCUCAAAGAGAAGCAGAGUCCUUGAAGGAGCAACUCUCAUCUGCAAACAAAUCUCUCCAGCUGGCUAACCAGAUUCAGAAAGCACCGGAUGUGGAGCAGGCCAUUGAAGUGUUGACACGAUCCAGCCUGGAAGUAGAACUGGCCUCCAAAGAACGAGAAAUUGCUCAGCUGGUGGAAGAUGUUCAGAGACUCCAAGGCAACCUUACCAAACUUCGGGAAAAUUCCACCAGCCAGAUCUCCCAGCUCGAGCAGCAGCUGACUGCCAAGAACAGCACUCUCAAACAACUGGAAGAAAAGUUGAAGGUGCAAGCUGACUAUGAUGAGGUUAAGAAAGAAUUAAACAUCCUGAAGUCCAUGGAGUUUGCGCCAUCUGACGGCUCAAGCAUCCAGGAUGCUACAUCAAAACCACUGGAGGUCUUACUGCUGGAGAAAAACCGCCUGCUGCAGUCGGAAAAUGCCACGCUGCGGAUCACAAACAGUGACCUGAGCGGCCGCUGUACUGAUUUGCAGAUCCAGUUCACUGAAGCUGUCUCUGCAGUGGCCGACCAGAAAGACCUGAUUGCGAAACUGGAGCAUGAUCUCACCACCAUGCAGUCACUGUCUGCCAUGCAUCGCCCAGAUGCUGAGGGGGCUGCCAUGCAGAACCUGGAGACUGUUCCUGAGCCCAUUAAAGAAGCAACGGCACUUUUCUAUGGCCAUCCAUCGUCAGCAAGCACCCAGGUUCCAGAAGGUCAAGUCGAUUCUCUGCUCUCGAUCAUCUCUAGCCAGAGAGAGCGUUUCCGGGCCCGGAACCAUGAGCUGGAAGCGGGAUCUGGCAGUGAUGACACAGAGUUGCGUUACUCUUCCCAAUAUGAGGAACGCCUGGAUCCAUUCACCUCUUUCAGUCGAAAGGAACGUCAGAGGAAGUACCAAAGUCUCAGCCCAUGGGAUAAAGCCACCCUUAGCCUGGGAAGACUCGUCCUUUCCAACAAGAUGGCUCGUACUAUUGCUUUCUUCUACACACUCUUUUUGCACUGCCUUGUUUUCCUGGUUCUCUACAAGAUAGCUUGGAGCGAGAGCGUGGGAAGAGACUGUUCGGCCUAUUGUGCUAAAAAGUACGCCGACCACCUGCACAAGUUCCAUGAGAAUGGAGAGAAUGAGAAUAUCUGGAAGUGAAGGUGGAGCCACGCACGAGCGGAUUAAGCCUAUACCCCACCCCAGAGCUGCCCUGCUUUCACCUUCGUCCUUCUCUUCUUCUUCCCCUACAAAAAUGUUGAUGGGUCCAAAACAAUCGAAUAACUGGAGCUAAACACUUUGCAUCCCAUGGCCCCUAAAUCCAUGUGCCCCCUCCCUCCAAGUAUUCCUCCAAACAAGAACCACCAAUAUUGGACAGAAAAUUGCUCAGUUCAGUACUCCCAGGUUUUGUUCUCUGGCCAGUGUUUCUCAGCCUUGGUGACUUUAAGAUCUGGGGAGUUCAACUCCCAGAGUUGAAUUCUGGGACUUGAAGUCCACAGAUCUUAAAGUCACCAAAGCUGAGAAAUACUGGCCUCGGCAAAAUAGCAUUGAACAUCUGGCCAACUGAACACAUAUAUGUGAAUGAAGAAAAUAUAAACAUACAUAAACUUAGCAAUGUUGCCCCCCGCAUUCCCUGUUGUUCUCUAGCAAUGGGGUGGAUAGUUAUGUAUGACUGAUAAAGUUGCCCCACUCGUAAUUUAGAGAAAGGGGAGGUCCUUGAAUUUCACUCAAUGGUCUCUAGCUGUGACAGAUUCACACAUCCUGGUAGAUUUUUUAGCUCUGCCUUGGAGACCCAUUUGUUUCACACGGCAAUCAAAACUGUGAACAUUCCAGAUUGCCCACAUGAACAGCUGCAGGCAUCCCUUGGGGAAAUUGGUAUCGAGAUAGCCUGGGAGACUUAUAUUUACAUGUGAGCGUGUGACCAAUUGAAGUAAAACCCAGGAAGUUGGAGUUUGGCUUGUCUUAAAUGGGGAAGUUGAAUUAUAUCUUAAAACUUGUCCAUUGGGGCAUUUUUCUAAGGUCCUGAAAAGAAUCAAAUAUCUUGCAAUGUCAUUGAUUUAACUUGAUUUCUAAUUCUUUAAGUCAGUGUUCCUCAACCUUGCCAGAUUUUAGACAGGUGGAUUUCAACUCCCAGAAAUCUGGAAAUUGACGUCCACUCGUCUUAAAGUUGCCCAAGGUUGAGAAACACUGCUUUAAAUCAUUAUUUAAAGGAUAGGAACAAAUUGUAUCUGCGAGUAUCCUUUCAAUUUCUCUUCUCCCUGAUCUGCUCAGUUGACGGAACAGGUUUUUUAUUUCUAAAAUCCCAUCCCUGCGACGCCCAAAUAGAUAGUGGUUUGCAUGAGUUCUCUGAACCACGCAAGCUUCUAGAGUAACCUGCUUCGUGCUUCUUGUGCAAAUCAUCCUGCCUGGCUUUUAAAUAUAUAUAUUAUUCAGCAAGGAAAUCUUGUAAUCAUCCAGACAUAGGAGAGAAAUUGUGUGUGUGUGUGUGCGUGCGUGCGUGCAGACGGCUCCAGGGAUGUGUCAAAAGCAAUCAAGACAACCUGAUCAAACGCCAUCCCAGGACUUUGAUCCUGAGGCCACACAGCCACCAUCUUGGCUUAUUUGACCCCCUGUGGAUGCCUCAUAAAAGCUUUUUUUCCUCCUCAUGAUGGCACAGGCAGAUCAGAAAACACAGAGCCACUGUUGUAUGUUGAAGUUUCUUCAAUAGAUUUCAGAGCUCCCUCCCAGGUUUGACCCCCCAGUGUAAAUUUCUGCCAUUCUGAAAUAAAAUAUCCUUACCAGGAUGGCUUUGCUAAAGAAAGGAAUCCCUUCUAAGGAGAGGUGCUAACAGUAUCUGCUAAUGGGAGAUGCUUUCUGUUUAACCAGAGAAGGAAAUGCUCUCCAGAAAAGCGUGCGCAAACUUCAUGCCAAUUCUUUGUUAAUUCUGUUGUGAUUUAUAGAUUUCCCCGCAUUGUGAACAUACUGGGGGAAGCCCCAGACAGCCUCUUUGGCCAUUUUGGGAUUGAAUAAUGCAACCAUGAAUCACACGCAGAAAAAGGAAGGGGCUAAGCUGGGUGACUCCACCGUACGCUACUGGCGGCGUCUGUAAAACAACAACUGGUUUUGUUUAAGACUCCGGUUGAAGUGGAAAAACAAACAUGGAGAAAAGACGCCUUAUCGGCUUUGGAAGUGGCAUAGUAAAUAUUCUUCCUUUUGCGUGGAGGCAGGAAAUUUCUGUUUCAGAAUGCUUUUCCUCUUCCUUACUCCGUAGGGUGUGGGGCACCGUAGCAAUGCACUGGGCAGAAAUAAGAGACGGGUCGUGUCCUGGGAAGGUUAUGCAGGAAGAUGCCCUCUUCUUCCAUAUGUGCUGGCUGUUUGGUUUUCUAAAAAAUCCAGGGACUUCUGAAUGCCCACAGUUAGCGUUUAAUAAUUUUGCAAUCAAAUGGGGGGGGGGGGUUAGUACUGAUUGAAAAAGACUCUUGAUUUUUCUCUUCUCUUCCAAUGACAAAUAAAAUUGCUUUACCUGCAUUUAAUGCAA
Thamnophis sirtalis is the source of this 4216-nucleotide messenger RNA. The record is from RefSeq and is a predicted model, not a curated record. NCBI's taxonomy places the organism in Eukaryota, Metazoa, Chordata, Lepidosauria, Squamata, Natricidae.